AUGGCUCUUUUGGACGUGCCUCCAUAUAUAAUGAACACAGCUAAUAACAAGUCAAACAGAGGGAUUCUGUACGAUACGCUUAAGUACGCUGUAAAUCACGCUUGUUUUGACGAAGAAAGGUACACGGAAUCUCAUCUGAGAUGCUUCCAGUAUCCAAUAUCUGUAGGUAACUACGACGAGAUGAUCAAACUGAUUAAAGAAAAGGAGGUGGAUUUUGCUUUUCCUAUUCAGUCCGACAUGAAAGCUAAGCUGACGACUGAAACGAAUGUCACGCUCAUCCGGGCAUUUGUCUCAUCCGGGUGUUCAUUGAUAGUGAAUACAAAGUUAUGCGAGCAGGAUUCUCGGAAACAGUUGAUGACUUCCAUCAUGUCACAGUGGCCGAUAUUGGCUUGUAUCAUACUUUUGUCAGGAAUAUCUGGGGUUAUCAUUUGGCUUUUUGUGAGUAUCAGUGGCUUAGAAAACGUAUUAAUAAUGUAUAAACAUUUUAAAAUGCUGACAACUAUUGAAUACGCAAUUAAUUUUUUUAAGGAAAAGUCGAGUCGAUAAAUUCAAUCACUCCAGAGCAUAAGAGAUGUAAAUGAUGAAUCAUCCCUAACCCUAAUCUCAUAUUUGGUCAUCUUUAUUCAUUAACACUCAUAGUGCUUAAAAUUAUAGAAAAACUCUCAAAAUUAGCUUGAAUUAUCUGAAAUCGAAGAUUAUCGCGAAAGAUUUUAAUCAGGUGAAAGAUAAUUGUGCUCCUGAGAUAUCGAAACGCUAUGAGCGAGCUCGUAGCGCGCGUGCAACGAAGCCCCAUACACAUAAAAAUGGAGGUAAUGUUAUUUCAAGACUUCGAGGUAGGUCGUUGUAAUUUAAGUAAUUUGGCUUGUGGACGGACGUGUAAUAUUCAUUUUAAUAACGUGCUUUUGUUUUGAAUCCCUUAGGAACAUAGAGCAAAUGAAACGUACUUUUCACCAUCGUUUACAAUUGGAUCGCCUCAGGGGUUCUGGUGGGCAGUGGUAUCACUUACAACAGUAGGGUAAGUUAUCGUAAUUUUCUUUUGUGUGAAAAAAAAAGCUUUGUGGGUUUGUGAGCAAAAAUACAGACGCCACAUUUGCCUUGUGUUUUUUCUUCUUGGCGACCAGUCAAUAUUUAUCGCCAGAGGGAGGGGUGGGUUCCGUUUUUUUUUUUUUUUUUGUUCUUGUUGGAGGAGGGUCACGUGGUUUCCAUAGGGAAUGGGGUGGAUAUCAGUCGUCGCUAACCGAGUAUAAAUGGAGGACUAGAGAGAGAAUUGAAUGUCGCUUAACUGUUAAUGGGAAGGGGGAGGUGGGGCGGGGGAAAAGGAGUUAUAAUUAUUAUAGAGCCUUAUGAGGGGACCAGGUAAAUUCUACCGUGACAUAACCAAAAUUCUCCAAACCCUACCCCCUCCCUUCAGAGAUAAACCUUGACGGCCUUAUUAGUUAUGAUUAAUUCCCAUGAAUCUCACGUACGGCUUAACUUGAUAAAAAGAUGCCGCAAGCCAUCUAAUUCAUUGGAAGUGUAUGCUUGCGUUUUGAAUCACAUAUCUUUACUCUCUUAAGUCCUAAGCUACAAGAUUGCACAGGUUCAAAAGCGAGGGCUGAAAUUCUCAGGAAUGGCUAUUCACGUUGAUUUGUUUCACCCGAAGCUCCACCAGGUCAAUGAUGAUCGUAUUUUUUCUGGUUAAAAUAUAAUUUUUACCAAGUUUUACACUUAAUUCUGUCAUGAAUGUAAAGACUGUCAGGUAGGGUUACGCUUGUACUCACACCAAAGCUGGAUCAAGGGUUUUAUGACAGGGGAUCCCAAACUUUGAUUCACAAAGCACAAAUUAAAUUCUCUUUUUAUAUUAAAACCUAAUAAAUACAAGCUUAAAGAUAUUUCAAGCUAAGUAAAUUUCAGUUACCAAAAGUUCAUGGUAAUUUGCGAUCCUGACGUUGUAGGAAUUCUGAUUAUAAAAAUAUCCAGGUCCAGAUCCCUGGAUCCUCAUUCUGUAUACACCCCUGUGCACUAAUUUUUGUCCCCCUUUUUCAGGUAUGGUGACAAAAUACCAGGGUCGAUUCCUGGACGGUUAUUUAGCAUAAUUUGGAUCCUUGUUGGAGCGAUAUUGUUAUCGCUGUUCACUGCCAUGGUCACAAAUGCUAUGAACACUGCUCUGGAUGGCUCAAAAUGCAAAGAUAUCAGCGGUAAAGAGGUGAGAGUUGUCAAAAGUAAAAAAUACGAAGUUGACAGCGUUGUCUGUGUUAUUUCCAUAAACCUGGCUUAUCAACUCAUUUUGAUAUUUCUAUGGAUUGAUGAUUUAACAAAUAGAGAAGCCUUGACUGUGCUCUGUUCUGUUAUAAAGCACGCAGGAAGCGGCUAGAGCACGAAAGAAGUGGGAAGAAACACUCGACUACGUCUCGUGUUUCUCCCUACACUUCUUUCGUGCUCUAGCCGCUUCCUGCGUGCUUUAUAACAGAACAGAGCACAGUCAAGGCUUCUCUAUUUGUUUUAUAAUAAAGAAUCCGUUAAAUUACCCAAGCAUUACUUUCAAUUUUCAAAACAAACUUUAUUUCCAAAGCGAACAACAGUGUCGUCAGCAUGCUCUAUACUCUCAUAAAGCACGCUACAAUAAGCCAAUCAGAAUCCCUGUUAGAAUGGUUCAAAUACUCUGAUUGGCUGUACAAGACUAAAGCUGUCAAAAGAGUCAAACCAUCAAAGUUCACAUUCUACGAUAGUUUACAAACUAAAAUAGUUCGGCAAGUCGAAUUUAACACUUUUGCUUGAAGUUUUCAAGUCUGUAAUACAGAAUCUUGAAGUGAAAUGUUCAGUGAACUUCAGCCGAAUUAUGGCUCAUAAAAACACGCGAGUUUUUUCACAUGACAAGGUAGAAAACAAACUGUUCAAGGCGAGUGUUUUUUGAAUGAACGACAGCCGAAUUCACCGGAACAUGAAGAUCGCUCGGGAUGGCAGCGCCGCAAAACUCGGUUGCAGUGACUGAUGUGACUUUCCACUCAACGCAUCGGAAAGGAUAUCAGAGCAAGCUCUUAUUUUUUCACUCGAAGGCCGGCCGAUGUAGUUUCUGAGGCUUGCUUUACCGUGAUGACCGGAGAUCGCCAUGAUGAGCGAGCCGCCAUGAACUUCAGCAUGAUCAUAUUCGCUCAGACACCGUCAUGAUUAGUAUGAAUUUUAACAGUUAUGCCAGUUUGGUUAUAUUUUUCAUCAUUUCUGUUUUGUUCUGUUUUGUUUUUGAACACUGAACUUUAUAUACUAUUCGAGUGUUAGCUGUGUUUAAUUUUUAUUACCGUACGUAAGCUUGCAAUCUAACUGAGCGUGAAAAUCUUUAAAACUCGGAAUGUCUAUUUUGUUUUUCCUUUUGGAUUUUCGUAUCUGCUCACGUUUUAAUCACGUAAAUUACGGCGCCUGGUAUGUUUACAAACCUUUGUUUGAUUCUUCUGUUGCUACUUGCCGGCUCGCUUCAGUUCCGAAAUUUCACUUUCAGUUAUCGGAAAGAAAGCUAAAAAGAAGUCCCGGAAAAGGUCGAACAUAGUACAGUUUGGCAGAUGGCGUGACAGCUUUAGCUCAGCUCUAUGCUCUAUACUCUCAUAGAGCACGCUCUUUCAACCAAUGACAGUACGCGUUAUAUCCGAACUUUAUUAUAAAAUCUGGUAAAUCAUGGCCUUUAGGGUUGAUGUUAACCUUACACGGACAAGGAUAAGAGUGGUCCCUUCUUUUUGGUGAAGUCCGUCGCACCAAUCAAAAACACAAAAACAACAAGCACAAAAGUAACCGUGGAAAAAAUUGAUAUUGGCGCGCCGCGGCGUGCCUCAUCUGUACAUCUCCGCGCGCCACAUUAUCGUCCAUUUGUGUUCUUUUGUUCACUGAUAUUUUUUGACUCGUGCGACGGACCUCUCCGAAAAGUGGAGACUACUUGCAGUCUAUACACAAACUCAGAUAUAAAAAACAAGACAAAACAAAAAGAAAGAAAUACGAAACAUCUUGCUGCGGCCACCCCUGAGUGUGUAGCAUCAUGGUCUGAGCUGUCAGACUCGUUCCGAUAGCCUCCAUAACUUUCUUCGUAGAAUCUAUCACCAGUAAUGCCCUCUUCACUGACAGAAUCACUCCACAACCUUUCUAGAAUCUUAUUAACUGAAUACUUACUAAUUGCCAGCAAAUUGUAAGUGUCCCUAAAAAUAUGUGGAGAUUCCAAGAUGACAGAUAAUUUGUACUUGACAAGAAAAACAAAUUUUGUAGGUUUUAUUGGGCAUUUAUCUGUCGACAAAUGUACAAGUCUCUACCAGGCCCUAUUAAGUUUUUCUAUGGGCGAUUUUAAUUGUUGAUUUACCACAUUAUAUAAGCAUCAUUCCUUGAGACCUAUCAAUUAUUGGCUAUUGCCAUCUAAGUAAUCAGAUUCAGGACUUACAAAGUGCGUCCUUGCCACAGUGAAAGGCCUAAAAGAUGUAGUCGCGUGCGCUGGAGGGGCGAAAGGUUACGAAUAAUGGAUGACCACACCCAAUACAUGCGCAAGAGAAGAUAAAAGCUGUUCUAAUGUAGUGGGAUUUACCUUAGGUUGGCGUGUUCAUCAAAAAUACUGAUACGAAAAUUGUGGCAAAGCAGUACGACGCAAAGAUAAUUGGUAAGUAACGAUUUUCGCUGAGGUUAUAUCUAUUGCCAACAUUCCGUUUACAAAUAAAGUUUUCAAAUCCAUCUUUCUUCAUUCGUCCAAUUGACGUGACGAUGUCAUACUGGAUUAACGAAAAUUAGGGAUGUGCUCCUGAUUCCAGUCCCACUGGAGGACUCGGGGAUAGUUCUGCAUUUAACUGAUUCGGUAACAUCAAUUCGUACUGGGAGCACACGCCAGUAUGACUUCCCAUUCUACUACAAACGUACACGAUCACAGAGCCACGAGAAGGGGGAGGGGGUUGACUUCGCUCAGGCGUGAAAGUAUUCCCAUAUCACGAAGACACACCUUACAAAAAAUACAGUACAGUGACACCCCUUCUAACAAACUACCAACUGAAAAAAGCCUCAAUGGUUCGUUUUCCAUGAAUGCAUUUUUGUAAAAAUAUUUAACCUUAUUUACGUGACCUCCGUUGUGACUAGACUGAUCCACAAAUAUCUGAUAUUACAGAGUUUAGAAGCCUGCAAGAGAUGCAAGAAAAACUCAGCGAAGGAACCAUCGGAAGAGUCCUUGUCGAUCGAAACACUGCAUUUUACUUCCUAGAUAAAUCCGGACUGAAAAUGAACAGGCAGAUCCGAAUGAUUCGCAAUAUCGAUUAUCCGAUGGAUUAUUACUUGGUGCACGUAUAUACAGGACCAGUGAACGUUACAAACGACACCGAUCCAGAAAUUGUCAAAAGAAAAAAAGUGGUGGAAUGUGGACCAGCAUUAAAGAAGUUUUCCACAACAUUGCGCGGAGAAAGUCUAAAGGCAUCAGGUGACCUGAUACCGGCAGAACUGCAGGUAGUCUUCUACAACACUUUUCAACUAAAGUGAUCAAGAGUAAUUGUUGAUACUCACGUCGGGUUUAUGAUGCACGACCGCACAAAGGUUGUUUUUUGUCGCCUUACGGCUUUAACUGGCCGGAAAAAUAUUAGAAGGUCGGUUUUAGGUAUCUCUAGCCCUCUGAUGAUGAAUUCAUGAAAAUUUGUUUAAUCCAGAACUAGGAAAAUGAGAAAGAUAAGAUACCUGUGGGAAAACAAAGAUUACCCUUGCUCUUUAAAUAAUUCUAAGUGGUUGAAUCUAUCCCUCUUUAAUGUUUUUUUUUUCUUUUUAGACGGCUGCCUUAUUUGAUCAAAUGGAUGGUUUAUUCUCAAGUGGCUCAGAAAUAACCCGGUUUAUCUUAUUUAGUCUUCUUGGGAUAUUCCUCGGACUUGUCAUCAUUGGGGUGUUUUGGGAGGGCUUGAAUUCCUGUAAUCCCGCGAUUCUAAAGAGGAAAGGUAAGUUUAACCUGUGUGGAAAUAUUUGGAUUCAAUUUGUCCUUGUUCUACCAACAUCAAAGGUUGUCAUUUUUUAGGGGGCAGGACAGAGGAUUUUGCGGCGGGGGGGGGGAGAUGCGUACUUUUCAGGGGGAAGGGAGAGAAAGACCAGUCGUCCCUUUAAAGGGCGAUCAUUGGAAUUCAACGGAGCUAAAUAGAGGAUCAGGUAAAUUGUAAUACAACCCAAAUCCUCCGAAGGCACUCCUUCCCCGUCUUCUAGCCCCAACUGUGUGACAGAUAUUAACCGUUCCCAAAUACAAUUUAUUUUUUGCUAAAUUAGGUAUUGACAGAUCCAUUUCUUUAAUUCUUCAGAUAUGCACAAGUGUGACCGAGGAAGCGAGGAAGAUCAUCCAGGCCACUUUAACAGGAAGAAAUUCGUGGUGGAGAAUUUUCAGGGUUUUGAAAAUAGACUCAAAGAAUUAUCCAACGACUUGCAGAAGAUUAAAAAAGACUUUGCUAAAGCUCUCUUAAUCCAGGAAAGUGAUGCACCUCAUGAAACACUGCUGCAAUAAGGCGAGAAAUUGUAACGUUUAAAUAGCUUUAUCUUAUUUUAGCUCAUUCUUAUGAGCUGAGUUUGUAAAUUAUUAGUAAUAACAUUGUAUCUAUAAGUUCUUCUGCACGGGAGAAUUCAUUGUUAUGUCAUUUUUCACAUUUUGACAGCCACCAAACUCUGUCCCCUAAUCUGUCUCCUCUGGCCUGAUGCAUGGUCAGUGCAUUAGACUCUGGGUCGAGAGGUCUGGGUUCGAGACUUAACUGGGUCUUGGACAAGACACUUUACUCUCCCCAUGCCUCUCUCCACCCAGGGAAAUAAAGGGGUAUUAGCGAAUUGUCAAGGAAGCCUGAUGAAUGCUGGAAGUAACCUUGCGAUGGACUAGCAACUCAUCCGGAG
Molecule: messenger RNA, 6837 nt
Organism: Pocillopora meandrina
Lineage: Eukaryota; Metazoa; Cnidaria; Anthozoa; Scleractinia; Pocilloporidae
Source: the annotation of a GenBank genome assembly